AUGUGCAAUUUAAGUAAUUAUUUGUGGAGAAGUGAUGAUGAUAAGCAAGUUUCAAUUAUAGAAAGAACUCCUAUGAAAAGUUCUAAAGUUAAUGAGUCAUUUAUUAUUGAUUGCAGCCCGCCAACAACAGUUCUUCUUAACAAACCAAGUACCACUACCAUAAUUCCAACCAGUGACGAAACUUUGGUAAAUAGAUCUCCAUCAACCAAAAGAAAAGUAGAUGCAAUUAAUGUGAAGGAAUUAUCAAAGAAAGCUGUUAAAGCUAUCAAGACAGAUAAUGAACAAAACGAUUAUACUAUGUCAGAAACUUCAUUACUUUUACAAGAAUUAACAGAUAUUCUUUCAGAUAGAGAAGAAAGAGAUGCUUUAAAAAGAAAAGUUGAGCUAGAAGAAGGUUUUUAUGAGUAUUGUAUGCAAUUUUAUCAAAAGAUUAUUACAGAAAAUAAGAAAAAGAUGGAAUUGUUAGAAAACCAAUUCGGUGAAAUAGAGGCAUUAUCUAUUAAAGUAUCUUCCUAUAUCACUAAAAGACGAGAGAAACUAGAAAUACAAGAUAAAAUAGAACACGCUGCUAUCAAAGAAGAAUUGAAAAAGCUUUUUGCAGAAGAAAAAUAA
This is a messenger RNA of Naegleria gruberi, 612 nucleotides long. RefSeq lists its product as uncharacterized. The coding region runs from base 1 to 612 and encodes 203 amino acids. The record is from RefSeq and is a predicted model, not a curated record. NCBI's taxonomy places the organism in Eukaryota, Heterolobosea, Eutetramitea, Acrasida, Naegleriidae. The transcript has a single exon.